CGGAACCAUCGAGUGAAUUUUCAUCAGUCAACAUCCGUUCUCAACAACAAACAUUUCUAUUUGUAAUUUAGUAGCUCAUCUAUUAACCAACAAUUCCAAUUAUGUCUAAAUUGUCAAUUCUUUUGGUCCUCUGUUGUUUGUCUCUUCAAGUUUUCGCUUAUGAUCAUGGACAUGGACACGGUGGUGGGGGAGCAUCAAAAGUUUUCCAAAAACAAGACGGAAAAGGAAAUUACGCUUUUGGUUAUAAUGUUCUUGAUCCUAAAGGAGCUUCAAACUAUCGUGAGGAAUCAGGUGAUGCUUGGGGCAAUAAGGCUGGUUCCUAUGGGCUAAAGGAUAAAGAUGGUCGACUCCGAAUCGUCCAUUAUGUUGCCGAUAAAAAUGGUUUCCGAGUGAAAAUUGAUUCCAAUGAACCUGGUGUUGCCUCCGUUGACUCUGCUCAUGCUAAAUUCAAUGGUCCCGAUCACCAUGGAUCCAAAGUCGCUCAUAUUUCCCAUCAAAAACCUUAUGUCCACCACGAACCUCGUUACGAUGAACAUCGAUCGGUAGUUCCAAGUGUCCCAGUGGUUCCCUCGCUUCCCUCGAUCCCUCAUGUCGAGAAACCAAGUUACCCAAUGGAAAAGAAAUCCGAUGAAUUCGAUGUCGAUAUUCCCGCUCUUGGUGAUAUUCUCAACUAAUUCUGAUCAUCUUAAUUUACUUCUCUUAAUUGUCCUUCCAUUGGUUCAAUCAAAGUCAGAGUUUUAAUUUUUCUCACUCUCUCUAUGGAUUACUAAUCAAUCUUGGACUGCCAAUCAAAGUCAAUCGCUAAUUGUUGCCAUUGCUAAUUGUUAAUAUAUUAUUAUUAUUAUUGUUCGUUAGAUAUCAAAUCAUUUAGGAUACAAAAUUUCGUAAAUUAUUGCUAUUAAUUGUUAAUUAUUUAAUUUUCUAUUGUAUUGUAAACAUUUGAUAUUCUAGUUUCUAAAUUGCACUGACAACUUGUUAACUCAUCAAAGAAAAGAUUACAAUUAAAUUUCAAUUUGGUCUAAAACGUUAAUUGUAAUGAUUGGAAAAAUAUACCAUUAAUUGUAAAGAAUA
Messenger RNA from Panonychus citri (citrus red mite), 1071 nucleotides. RefSeq lists its product as uncharacterized. Gene Ontology annotation, molecular function: structural constituent of chitin-based larval cuticle. Bases 102 to 674 code for a protein of 190 amino acids. NCBI's taxonomy places the organism in Eukaryota, Metazoa, Arthropoda, Arachnida, Trombidiformes, Tetranychidae. The record is from RefSeq and is a predicted model, not a curated record. Gene Ontology annotation, cellular component: chitin-based extracellular matrix. The transcript has a single exon.